AUGGCAGAGCAGCAAGAAAGGAGGAACGUUGGAGAGAAAGAAGGCGGUCAACCAAGCAAGAACAGUGGCGAAACUGGCCCCGAGCCUAAGGAGCAUAGGAUUGACAUUGUUGAAAUCAAUCCUACGGUGAAAAAGUGGAAUCGGUUAGUCCAAGAAGCAAGAGAAAGGAUUCAACCUCAAAGUCAAUUGCCAAUGAUACCAAAGGUUCCUCAGAUACUGAGGCAGACCCAGGAUUUCGAGAAAUUGUACGAACCGAGGGUAAUUUCAUUGGGUCCUUACCACCAUGGCAAGCCCCACCUUCACCCAGUGGAAAUGAUCAAGCCUCUAUGUGCCGAACAAUUCCUGGCUCAUAGUAACCAGGACAUCAAAGAUUUGUACACAAAAAUUGAAAGUAAAAUCGAGGCAGUAAGGGACUGCUAUGAUUCGAAUAGUACAAAGGAGUAUAAUGAUGAGGCACUCGCCUGGAUGAUGCUUCUGGAUGGGUGUUUUUUACUACAAUUCAUCAGCAGCAGAGUCAAUAUGAGUAACGGUCUUAGAAAUCACCAAAUAAAUUUUGUGAAGCAGGACUUGUUCUUGCUGGAGAACCAACUUCCCUUUGGAGUCCUCAAGUUGAUUUCUGAGGAAGCAAAAUUCGAUGAUGGCCUAACCCUGGAAGAGAUGAUAAAAAAAUUCGUCACUGACAUCGGAAUGCCAGAAGGGUUGUCAUCAGAAAUACAGCUGAAAGAGGAGAACGAAGAGCCCUCUCAUCUCCUCGACCUUUUGCGAAGUGCUCUCCUAGGCAGGUUUAAAAUGAUUAGGGGGAGUCAGCCCGAGCAAGAGCAGGAAGCUGAAAAAAAAGGAGAGUCGUCGUCGUCAUCUGGAGGAGGAAAUGGGGCGAGUCUGCCCGAACAAGAGCAGGAAGCUGAGAAAAAAGGAAAGUCGUCGUCGUCAUCUGGAGGAGGAAAUGGGGGGAGUCAGCCCGAACAAGAGCAGGAAGCUGAGAAAAAAGGAAAGUCGUCGUUGUCUGGAGGAGAUGGCGAACAACGAGGCAUUUGGAAGUCUUUUCGACACAUCAAGGAGCUUAAAGCUGCCGGGAUCUAUCUCAAACCGAGAAGAGCGAGUUUCUUGACAGACAUUUCUUUCGAAUCCCACUUCUUCUAUGGCUGCCUGAAACUUCCCCCAAUAACCAUUGAUGGCUUCACGAAGACCAAGUUCUUGAACAUGGUAGCCUAUGAAAUGUGUCCAGAUGCCCCAGUUGACCAGGCGGUCACUUCUUAUGUGUGCUUCCUUUACGAACUCAUUGAUCAAGCAGACGAUGUCAAGGAGCUGAGAUCUAAGCACAUUCUCCACAACCUUCUUGGCAGCGAUGAAGAUGUGGCCAAAAUUUUCAACGAGAUCGGCAAUGACCUGGUAGAUCCCGGUGCUUAUGGAGAUGUGAAAGCUCGCAUUCAGAAACACUACGACAAGAGAGUGAAAACUUGGAUAGCUGAAGGCCUUCACGAACAUUUCAGGUCUCCAUGGACUUUCACGGCUUUAAUUGCAGCUGUUUGGAUACUAAUUGUUACUGGCCUUCAGACCUACUACGCUCAUCCCGGUAAACAAAUGAUGCAUAUAUAUAUGGGGCUAUUAGGGGUUCCGAUUUUUCUUUUUCUUGUUUGGUAUAUUGUUUGGCAUAUUGUUUGGCUUCUUUGGGAUUAG
Messenger RNA from Vitis vinifera (wine grape), 1677 nucleotides. Its product is annotated as UPF0481 protein At3g47200-like. The record is from RefSeq and is a predicted model, not a curated record. The coding region runs from base 1 to 1677 and encodes 558 amino acids. The transcript has a single exon. NCBI's taxonomy places the organism in Eukaryota, Viridiplantae, Streptophyta, Magnoliopsida, Vitales, Vitaceae.